UUCUUUGUUUGAUAAGGAAAUAUAUCAUUGUGGAACAUGGAAUCGGCUUUGCAAGAUCAUCACCGCGAUGAUGCAGGGGAUAAAAGACGAUCUCUUCGUUUUAUGAUCUUCAAUGUUAUGGCUCAUGAUGCUGGUGUGCAAUCUAUUGUUUUUCAUGGUUUACGAGAUCCUGUCAAUCUUGUCUCUGUGGGAAAUGAUGCCAAGUUGAAUAUUUUGGAUAUCCAAGAUCCAUUUGUUCCCAUGACUAUAUUCCGAUUACGAAGUAUCAUUUACUGUGUUGUAUGGCCUGGUCAUUGUCAAAAAAUCUCCUUUGUUGAUGGCGAUCUAAUGGGAAAGGAAGCAAACAUGCAAGAUUGCCAAGACUUCAAAUCGGGACAACAUUUUGCAGAGUGUUCAGGAAUGAUGAUGUGUAUGGCUGCAAGUGAACAACAUGUAUAUAUCACUCAUGGGACAUCGGAUGGCUUUGUUAAGUUUCACAAUAGUUAUACUCAAAGAAUUAGAGGCGUGCCCAAAAUUCAACCUGUAGUAUACAAGCUUAUAUACCAUGAAGAAACAGAUACAUACCGUUACAUUGAUGGAUUGGAACCAAUAGCUAUUAAAAAGAAAGGAAAUAAUACAGACAUGGUGAAUUUCGUACUGGAUCAUAAUAUAUCAAUCAAUCAGGUAUGUUGGAACCACAACAGUAAGACUUCAGCUUGGAUGGCAUCUGCAGGAUCAAAUGGCCUUUGUCGGUUGGACUUUAUUGGUGUAGGGGAAGAUUGGGAUUAGAUUGUAUAGUUUUUAUUAAAUUUGUAUAUAGUGAAUUAAAAAAAAAAUGUUUCAGUGAUCUCCAAGCUGUCAGAUAUUUUCAAACACCGGACCGUGACCUUGACCUUGAGUCCUGAACGUUGUUUGUU
Messenger RNA from Halteromyces radiatus, 896 nucleotides. RefSeq lists its product as uncharacterized. Gene Ontology annotation, cellular component: transcription factor TFIIIC complex. The coding region runs from base 37 to 768 and encodes 243 amino acids. The transcript has 5 exons. Gene Ontology annotation, biological process: transcription by RNA polymerase III. The record is from RefSeq and is a predicted model, not a curated record. NCBI's taxonomy places the organism in Eukaryota, Fungi, Mucoromycota, Mucoromycetes, Mucorales, Cunninghamellaceae. Gene Ontology annotation, molecular function: protein binding.